Messenger RNA from Pygocentrus nattereri (red-bellied piranha), 892 nucleotides. RefSeq names its product carcinoembryonic antigen-related cell adhesion molecule 1-like. Gene Ontology annotation, cellular component: external side of plasma membrane. The record is from RefSeq and is a predicted model, not a curated record. Gene Ontology annotation, biological process: negative regulation of T cell proliferation; cellular response to lipopolysaccharide; cell surface receptor signaling pathway. The transcript has 5 exons. NCBI's taxonomy places the organism in Eukaryota, Metazoa, Chordata, Actinopteri, Characiformes, Serrasalmidae. The coding region runs from base 65 to 892 and encodes 275 amino acids.
UGUGGACUCAGUGUGGUAUACAGGGCUAGUGUAGUGCUGGGUGUGGAGCGGUCAGUGUGCUGUGAUGUGGAUGUUGCUGACUUUCUAUCUUCUCUUCAUUGGGCUUCAUGUCUCUAAAGGCUGCACUCUUGUCAACAGUGGAAGAACACUGGACAUCACAGCAUAUACAGGAGGGUCAGUACUGCUGCCCUGCUACUGCACUGACAGCACUGCACCUGAACAUUUUAUUUGGAAAUACAUGACCAUGGGGAAAGUGAUCAAUAUUGAUAGUGAUCAACACAGAGUUCAGCUCUAUAAUGGUCACUCUCCAGGAAAUCUCUCUCUACUCCUAUCAAACCUGACUGAAGAGGAUGGAGGAUGGUAUAGAUGUGAUGCCAAAAUGAGCGGAUACAUUGACAUCAUGCUCACUGUUAAAGGCUGUCCUUUGUUAAACAAUGGAACCAUAAUGGAGAUCACAGUACAUACAGGAGGGUCAGUUCUGCUGCCCUGCUACUGCACUGACCCACACACCACACCUGAGACAUUCAGCUGGAAUAAACACAACCAAAUCAGAAGCAGAUGGGAAGUGAUAUCCAGUGAGAGUGGUCAGUACAGAGACAGAGUUCAGCUGUUUAAUGGUCACUCUCCAGGAAAUCUCUCUCUACUCAUAUCACACCUGACUGAAGAGGAUGGAGGAGAUUACAGGUGUGAUAUUAAAGGGAGUGGAUACACAGACAUCAGACUCACUGUUACAGUCGUUCCACAGUCUCGGCCCUUCGUCCCCUUCGCCUUGAUCACUGUGAUCCUCCUCCACAUUAUAGUAGCUGUGGUUUAUCACAAAAAGAGAAACCAAGAUCCUGUCAGAGGUCACUACAGCACAGCUGAUGGAGACGGAGUGGUCAGUCUGGAGUAG